Trifolium pratense (red clover) is the source of this 2152-nucleotide messenger RNA. RefSeq names its product replication protein A 70 kDa DNA-binding subunit B-like. The record is from RefSeq and is a predicted model, not a curated record. Gene Ontology annotation, cellular component: nucleus. The transcript is spliced from 9 exons. Lineage: Eukaryota; Viridiplantae; Streptophyta; Magnoliopsida; Fabales; Fabaceae. Gene Ontology annotation, biological process: DNA replication; DNA recombination; DNA repair. Bases 578 to 2152 code for a protein of 524 amino acids. Gene Ontology annotation, molecular function: DNA binding.
UCAGUUUGUCUGUUAUAUUUGUGUAAAUUAACCUUUAUACAAUGUCAGUUGCUAUCUAAUUAUGUUUUCCCAUAUUCUAUUUAUUCAGCAUUGACAUUCAGUUCAUUUUAAACUUUUGACCAACCCUGUCCAGUUUUUAUUACUUGAUUAUUUAAUAAAGUCUAUGACAAAACAUAUUGGAUGUUUUAAAAUACUAUUUUGUUAUCAAUAUUUAUAUACUAUAUUGUAUGUCUGCAGAAAGAUUAUAUUUAUAUUUAUCUUUUGUUACUUGAUUUAUUUUAUUAUAUUUGAAAUUCAUAAUUUAUUUUUCAUUUAUAUGUUUGUGAUCAUUGUCAGCAUUUGCAUAAGGGAUGUAUUUUGUCAGAUCUGAACGGUUUGUCAUAUCACUCAGUCUGGCAGAUAUCUGGCUCAGAUAAUUUUCAUUUUUGGCAGUUCAUUUUUAUUUGAUUCAUAUAUUUAUUACUUGCAUCAUCUAUGUAUUUGACCCAUUUGGGUAUAAAUAUGUCUUUGUCUUUGCUUUUGUAUACUUGUGAUAUCAUAUUUUAUAAAGUAUUUGUUUGAGUUACUCCUUAAUCAGAUGGAUCCAUCUUUUGAUAUGUUGUGUGAUGUUGUUCCUGGAAGAGAAUCAUGGAGGGUUAAGGUUCGGGUUAUUCGUGUUUGGGAAGUUCCUAAUUUCUUGAAUCAUGACCAGACUAAUUCUAUUGAAAUGGUCUUGAUUGAUGAAAAGGGAGGAAAGAUUCAUGCGACUAUUAGGAAACAACUGCUGUAUCUUUUUAAGCUUAAGAUUAUGGAGGGUCAGACUUAUAAACUUUCAUACUUGGCUGUUGCACCCAGCAGUGGUAGCUAUCGUACCACUCUGCAUCCAUACAAGUUUUUUUUCCAGAUGAAAACCAAAGUCCAAAUCUGUGAGGGUGAUUCCAUACCAAAGUUUGGGUUGUCUUUUAGCAAUAUCUCCGAUGUUUUAUCCCAUACGGUUGAUUAUGAUUACUUGGUUGAUGUGCUGGGUAUAAUGACUGGUAUAUCUGUUGAGAGAGAAUACAUUAAAGAUGGAAGGGUUACAAAAAUGAUAGUCAUGGAAUUGACUGAUAAGAGUGGAAAAUGUGAAGUUGCAUUGUUUGGAGAUUAUGUUGAUAUUCUUCAGAAGAAAAUGGAGAAUACUUCCGAAGGAUUGCCGGUUGUAGCUGUCCAGUUUGCGAAGCUGAAGAUUUUUAGAGAUAAAGUUUCUCUACAAAAUGUCAUGAAUACUACUCAGAUUUUCAUUAAUCCUGAUAUUCCAGAGGCUGUCGAAUUAAAAAUUGGGGAUAUUUCUUCUGGGCUUGACCAAACCGGGGUUGUUCCUGUACUUGGUCCUCGGGCCAAACCUACUUUUGAAGAAGAUUUUAUACGUGAUAAUCCAAAAAGCACUAUCUCAAGUCUGUUGGGUUCAUCUGAAGAUGGUAUAUAUGUUGUGCUGGGUAUAAUCAGUGAUUUGGUUGAAGGGCAGGACUGGUGGUAUCCUGCCUGUCGUUGUCAUAGAAUUGUCAGUGCUGAUUCUGGUGCCUAUUAUUGUAAAGGGUGUGUAAAGCAUGUCUUUCAUAUGGUGCCUAGGUUUAAAGUCAAGUUUCGUGUUCGCGAUGCUACUGGUGAUGCUAUUUUUGUUGUUUUCGAUUCGGAUAUGUUCAACCUUAUUGGAAAACAGUGUAGUGAUCUGGUUUCUGCUGGAAAGGCUGAAAAUGCUGGUUUCUAUCCAAGUGAACUGAAGGAUUUGGUUGGUACUAAACUGCUUUUCAAGGUUGAGAAAUCUUCCUCAACCCAUGUUUUAUUUGAUGGUUCAUUUAGGGUCAAGCGAAUUUGCAAUGAUGCAUCCGUUAUGCAAAUUUUCAAUCCUUCUCUGCUGCAAGUUUCUACCAAAGAGAUUGAUAAUAAAUCUCCUGAAACUGGUGGGUUAAUUGAUGAUGUUGACGAUGAGGUUGUUGAAGAAGAGAUUGUUGAAGAAACUCAGUUAGAUGGAUUUGUCUCUGAUCUUUUGGUUACUCCUGAAACUGCUUUGGCUCCUCCUACUAAAGUGUUUGCUGGUGGUAGUUCUAAGAGGAAUUUGUCCAAGGCUUUUGAAGAAUCUGAUGUUCUAUAUCCUAAAGUUACAUUGAAAUCUGUUAAGAUUGAAAAAGAGUAG